This is a messenger RNA of Nilaparvata lugens (brown planthopper), 1403 nucleotides long. Its product is annotated as COBW domain-containing protein 1. NCBI's taxonomy places the organism in Eukaryota, Metazoa, Arthropoda, Insecta, Hemiptera, Delphacidae. Gene Ontology annotation, cellular component: cytoplasm. The record is from RefSeq and is a predicted model, not a curated record. The transcript is spliced from 13 exons. The coding region runs from base 185 to 1249 and encodes 354 amino acids.
UUUGAGGUUAGCUUUACUAUUUCUCUUUGAGGUUAGCUUUUCAGUUAUCUUGUUUAUUUUUUGCUAAACUUGUUCUGCCUUUGCUGAAUUUGUGUUCCGUUAUCCGUAGAAUAAUAACAUUCUGUGAUGAAAAGGUUGUCUCCAGUUCAAUUUUGAUUAGUCACUUGCGGAUUCUUCUUUUGAAAUGGAUUCUUCAGACGAAGAUGUGCCAGAUCUUAUUCCUGCAGUAUUUAAACCUGUACCUGUUACUAUCAUUACCGGCUAUUUAGGGGCUGGUAAAACUACUCUUCUUAAUUAUAUACUGACUGAACAACAUGAUAAAAAGAUAGCUGUCAUUGUAAAUGAAUUUGGUGAAGGUAGUGCGAUGGAGAAGAGCAUUUCAAUCAAGGAAAAUGAAGGAAACCUCUUCGAAGAAUGGAUUGAGUUGAGGAAUGGCUGUAUGUGUUGUUCAGUCAAAGAUAAUGGAGUGAAAGCAAUUGAAAAUUUGAUGACAAAGCGUGGAAAAUUCGAUUAUAUUUUAUUGGAGACUACAGGUUUAGCUGAUCCUGGUCCUAUAGCGAAAAUGUUCUGGCUUGAUGAAGAAUUGGGGAGUGACUUGUAUUUGGAUGGUAUUGUCACAGUAAUCGACAGCAAAAAUGGUCUUAAGCAACUCUUGGAGGAAAAAACUGAGGAUGGCCUUGUAAAUGCUUGCAUAAGGCAAAUCGCAUUGUCAGAUCUAAUCAUCGUGAACAAAGUUGAUCUCGUUCAACCUGGAGAGUUGGAAUCCCUGAAAAACGCUAUAAGAUCAUUGAAUGGGGAUGCUCGUCUUACGGAAACUGUUCGCUGCUCAAUAUCUCUGGAUGAUAUAUUGGAUUUGAAAGCAUACAGUGGUGCUGGAGUGGAAAGGAUCCAAGGUCUAUUGAAAAAUAUAAACGAAUACUCGGCACCACACAUUAGUAAGGAAGUGAGCUCGCUGACAAUACAACUGGAAUCAGCCAUAGCAAGGCCUGCCCUCGAGCAGUUUCUUCAGAAGCUACUGUGGGAGAGAGCUGUGAGAAAUAAGGCUGGCGAAACGACGGAUAUCAUCAGGUUGAAGGGUAUCGUUAGAAUACUGGAGAACGAUGAGACGGCUCUAAUGAUCCAAGCAGUUCAGGAUACUUAUGACCUCAUUGAAGUUAAAUUACCUGAAGAGAAUGUCCCCAGUGCUCUCAUUUUUAUAGGAAAAAAUUUGGAUCGUGAGGUAUUGGAGAACUUGAUUAUCAGCAGGUGACACCUCCGAAUCUUCCACCAAGGAUUAACUGUAUUUGUCAUUGCUCUACUGUCUACUCAACUACUACGGAUAGAAUUCGAAUAAACAUAUACUUUCUACUAUGUCACUUUUGCAUAUGAGUAUCAUAAAAAUAAAGCAUUUUCCCUGCUCAAUC